AUGGCCAUGGGCCUUAAGAAGGGCCACAAGGUGACCAAGAACAUGAGCAAGCUGAGGCACAGCCGCCGCCGUGGGCGCCUCACUAAGCACACCAAGUUUGUGCAGGACAUGAUCCGAGAGGUGUCUGGCUUUGCCCCCUAUGUACGGGGAGCCAUGGAGCUGCUCAAGGUCUCUAAGGACAAGAGGGCCCUGAAAUUCAUCAAGAAAAGGGUGGGGACACCCAUCCGCGCCAAGAGAAAGAGAGAGAGGAGCUGA
Molecule: messenger RNA, 255 nt
Organism: Myotis myotis
Lineage: Eukaryota; Metazoa; Chordata; Mammalia; Chiroptera; Vespertilionidae
Product: 60S ribosomal protein L36-like
Exons: 1
Coding region: 1-255 (84 amino acids)
Biological process (GO): cytoplasmic translation
Cellular component (GO): ribosome; cytosolic large ribosomal subunit
Molecular function (GO): structural constituent of ribosome
Source: RefSeq, a predicted model, not a curated record